This is a messenger RNA of Cicer arietinum (chickpea), 681 nucleotides long. RefSeq names its product calcium-binding protein PBP1-like. Lineage: Eukaryota; Viridiplantae; Streptophyta; Magnoliopsida; Fabales; Fabaceae. Gene Ontology annotation, molecular function: calcium ion binding. The record is from RefSeq and is a predicted model, not a curated record.
CCCCUCUUUCCUUGAACUCACUCAUGUUAUAUUUUUAUAUUUAUCUUAUCUAUAUAAACAGUUCAAUAUUCAUUCAUCACCCUCAUACCAAACAAACUCACAUUCCAUAUUCAUAUUCAUAUUAUUUUUACAUUAAGGGAUGGCAGGAAUUGAUUUUGAGGAUUUGUUACCAGUAAUUGCUAAUAAGCUAGGUGGUGAAGGUUUAAUGAAGGAACUUUGUAAAGGGUUCAAUUUACUUAUGGACAAAGACAAAGGUGUGAUUACAUUGGAGAGUUUAAGGAAAAACUCUGCUUUAAUGGGUUUGAAAGAUUUGAAGGAAGAUGAGUUAGUGAGCAUGAUGAGAGAAGGAGAUGUUGAUGGUGAUGGUGCACUCACAGAGAUGGAGUUUUGUGUUUUGAUGUUUAGAUUAAGUCCACAGUUGAUGGAGGAAUCAUGGUUUUUGCUUGAAGAAGCAUUGCAUCAUGAACUCAACAAUAACCAUUGAUAUUGAAUAUGACUCGUUAUUAAGUCAUUGUUAACCUUUAUUAUCAUGUUCUUGACUAUUUUGUUUCUUUACAUUUGAAAUUCGUUAGAAGAGGAAUACAAAUUUUACAUGUACCACAACUAUUCAUUUUAUUGAACAGAGAAUUGGAUGUUUAACUUAUCUCAAUGUAAAUGGAAAAAAUUGGACAAUUGGGUAUA